Messenger RNA from Prorocentrum cordatum, 344 nucleotides. The record is from the annotation of a GenBank genome assembly. Lineage: Eukaryota; Dinophyceae; Prorocentrales; Prorocentraceae.
GAAGGCUUCGAGUGGUGGACGUUUCCUUGGCCAUUGCAGCUGCGAGCAGCCACCGACGCGGAGAUCCAAGAGGCCGAGCCGAUCAGGGCGCGCCUUCGGGACUGCAGUGGCAAAUCGCGCCAGCGCAGAGUCCAGGGAUCCGAUUUAGUGCGCUCUGCGGAAGAUCCGACCCCAAGUGGCGACGAUUUCGCUGAGCACGCAGAUUCGGCGAUGCACGGCGAUUUCCGCUCGGAGUUCCCGGUGGCCGCAAAGAGUAUGGACACGAGCAAGGAGAUUGCCGCAGCGCAGUCUAUCGUUGACCGGAUGACCACCGAGGGCAAUUUUGACAUCGACCACUUCGCUAG